AUGGAGGGAUUGCAUAGAGAGAUAUACGCGCCAGAAAUGAUAGCCAUAUUGAAUUCAAAAUUAGUCAGCGCCGGAAUAAACAACAUUUAUCAGCAUUUGAAUAAUUUCAACGAGAACGUAAAUCCCAUUCAACACUUGCCUACUGAAGUCUUUCAUGCCAGUUAUAAACAUCAAUAUAAAUAUAUCUUCAUGAACUCAAAUAAAAUAUUCUUUUUCAAUUUUUUCUCCUCGCCACAGUUGUCUGUGGAUUCAUGCGACAUGAUCAUGUUUAAGAACGAAUCUACGUGGAUCGACAUGCUAUAA
Helobdella robusta is the source of this 303-nucleotide messenger RNA. RefSeq lists its product as hypothetical. The record is from RefSeq and is a predicted model, not a curated record. The transcript has 3 exons. Bases 1 to 303 code for a protein of 100 amino acids. NCBI's taxonomy places the organism in Eukaryota, Metazoa, Annelida, Clitellata, Rhynchobdellida, Glossiphoniidae.